Molecule: messenger RNA, 1818 nt
Organism: Didymodactylos carnosus
Lineage: Eukaryota; Metazoa; Rotifera; Eurotatoria; Philodinida; Philodinidae
Source: the annotation of a GenBank genome assembly
AUGGACCAUAGUCAACGGUUCAAGCAGAUUCGUGAUGGAUGGAAUGCUAAAGCUGGUGAUGGUAGAAAAUCUCGACCAAUUGUUGAAGAAACAACGACGACAACGACAAGGGAACAAACAAAUAUAAAAUCCCAUGAAUUAUCAUGGGAGACCAGUCCAACUAGACAAGUGUCAAUUGCUCCCGAUACUCCCCAUAAUAUCUCAUCGAACUCAGCUUUUGCUAGAUUGUUUCCAGAAAAAUAUAAAAAACAAUUUGAAAUGCAACGAUGUCCUGCAUCUGAAGAUUUUAAUCAACGGAGAGUAUCACGAUCCUCUCCAGUUACAUUUUAUAAAUCGCAUUCUUCUGCAAUUGGACAAAAUGCACAUAGAAACGAGUCUGAUGAAAGAAGGCAAAAUACCAUUUAUCGGGAUGAUAAAUAUAAUUUUGAUGUAGCGAAAAGAUAUGAGAUGGAUAGUGGAGUAGAAUCGUACUCUCGGCCAACUAAAAUUAGUUGGAAAGAAGCAUUUGACAGACAACCGUCUCCUACAAGAAAUAGAGAUCAUUCGUUUGAACGCGACUCAACUUCUCAGUAUAUGGACAAUAUAUUUGAUGAAAAACACUAUACAACAAGACCACGUACAAUUUCUGAACCAUACAUUCAUGAUACACAUGUCUAUCGAGAGACAAUACCUGGUGAACUAAAUGAUCUGUUUGUAAAAAAAACACCAUCAGAAGAACAAAUUCGAUCAGUUCCAGUUGAACAUCAUCCACUUAAUUUCGAUCCGGAUCCAGAAAUUGUUUACAAAGAUAAUCCUGAACGUAUUGUUUAUGUACAAAAGGUUGGGGUUAAAUAUUUACAGCCGCCAACACCGCCACCACCAGGUCCUCUAAUAAUAAAAGAAGUUCGAUCACCUCCUCCACCAGAGAUUCCGCCACUAAUAGUCACUCCAAACCAGCCAUUACCUGCUCGGACCCCUUCUCCCAUUAUAAUUCGAGAAGAACCACCUAUACCGCCAGAAUAUCAACCACCAAAAAUUAUAACAAAAACUCUCCCACCACCACCUGCACCACCGCGACGCGUCAUCGUUAAACGUAUUCCCCCUUUGCCAGAAAAACCACGACCGAUCGUCAUAGAAAAAUGGUUACCAUACAAGCAACCGCAAAGACCAGCGAUUCUCUACGAAAAAGCACCACAAAUUCAACCUGUACCAACAAGAAAUAUAAUUGUUCAGUAUGAACCAGCACGUGUCAAAGUAAUGAGAGAAGUGCAAAAUGUUGGAUUAUAUAGAGUUGAUCCAGCUACUUAUAGAGCUCAAUAUGGCACCCAAUUAAGAAGAACUGAAAGUAUUAGACAAGUCCUUCAAAACAUUGGCUGUGGUACGGAUCUGAUCAAUAAUGUAACAGUAAGGAAUAAUACUUCUGUACCAUAUCAUCCGCAAUCAACACCCUAUGAUAAUAGGAGUUAUUUAAAUGGUUCAUCGAGGUAUCCUCACACUACUCAACAUACACAUCUACCGGAUUCAUACCACACGAGUACCAAUUAUGAUGGGAGAUUGCAUUAUAUAGACAGAGACAUACCCGAAAUUAACUUAAACUAUCAGCGAGCAAACAUUAAUUCAAAUCAUAAUGUACAAAAUUCAUCUUAUCGAAUGCAUCAGCACGAUUCGCAAUACCAAACUCACCAAAACAAUGACGUAGACUAUCAGCUUCUAUCUUCGUACUAUCAACCUAGUCAACAGGAAAUUAUACCUAAUCCUUACAAUGCUCAAUAUAUAUUACAAAAUGCAUUAUUAACUCAGCAUUAUCCGAAUAAUAGUAGAUAUAGACAAACAACAUGA